CUCUCAGCUGUCCACAUAUAUUCUCUGUUAGACUGCGUAGUGCGUACCCUCUUUUUGCUCUGUCUUCGCAGACAUAUAUACACACAUAAAAAUACAUAUACAUAAACUAGUAAUCAUGUGUGGAAUAGUAGGUGUACUGCUUGGUCACCACGAUAAUCACGCCAACUGCGAAUUGUACGAAGGACUCAAUCUGCUACAGCAUCGUGGACAGGAUGCGGCGGGCAUCGUGACCAGUGAGCAUGGUCAUCUUUUCCAACGGAAAGAGAAAGGUCUCGUACGCGAUGUGUUCACAAAGGACGCUCUGAGGGGUUUGCGUGGACAUAUGGGUCUUGCGCACGUUCGUUAUCCCACUGCCGGAAGCUCCUCAAAUGCAGAGACACAGCCCUUCUACGUCAAUUCACCAUAUGGCAUUACGCUCGCACACAACGGGAAUCUGACAAACUCUGAAGAGCUCAAGAAAUUUUUAGAUGUGGAAGCGCACAGGCAUAUUAAUACCACUUCGGAUUCAGAGGUGUUGCUAAAUGUACUUGCGUAUGAAUUGCAAUUAGUGGAUAAACAUCGGCUGGAUCACCUGGAUAUCUUCAGCGCGGUGACGAAUGUGAUGGAUAGAUGUAGAGGUGGUUAUGCUGUUAUUGCGAUGGUCCCGGGAUACGGGCUUAUUGCAUUUCGGGAUCCUCAUGGCGUGCGACCGCUUGUCAUUGGGAAAAGAGAGAACAAGGACGGAACACUUGAUUAUAUUUCGGCAUCAGAAAGUGUAGUUUUGGAUUGUCUGGGGUAUGAGCUAGUCGGGGACGUACUUCCCGGUGAAUGUGUGAUUCUACGAACAAAACGACAUCCUUCGAAGGAAAAGCAGAAGACUAUAUCUCAUGCCGACACAAUUGUGCGGGCUAUGUGUCUGAGCGAGGGUAGCUCAACGUCGUUCACACCGUGUAUCUUUGAAUAUGUAUACUUCGCUCGUCCUGAUUCACUCAUCGACGGCGUUUCUGUCUAUAAAGCACGACUGGCGAUGGGCGAGGCACUGGGCAGAAAGAUACAGCAGAUGCCCAAACUACUAGCAGAUAUCGAUGUGAUCAUUCCAGUACCGGAUACCUCCCGUGUUGCCGCGCUCCAGAUGUCAGUGCUAUUAAACAAAACAUAUCGAGAAGGAUUCAUUAAGAAUCGAUAUGUGGGUCGAACUUUCAUUAUGCCGGGCCAAGCGGAAAGGGUUGCCUCUGUCCGCAGGAAAUUAAACGCCAUGCCUCUAGAAUUCAAGGACAAGAAUGUCAUGCUGGUAGAUGAUUCCAUUGUAAGAGGUACCACUUGUAAGGAGAUCAUCAACAUGGCCAGGGAAGCAGGUGCAGCAAAAGUUUACGUUGCAUCGUGUGCGCCGGAAAUCAGGUAUCCCAAUGUAUACGGUAUCGAUAUGCCUACACGUCAGGAAUUGGUCGCCUACAACCGCACGCUGAACGACAUAUCGCGUUAUCUUGGCGCAGAUGAAGUUGUUUUUCAGAAUCUUGAGGACCUUGUAAAUUCAGUGCUUCAAUGUUCGAGUGAUACCAGCCCGGUGUUCUCUGGUUUUGACACAUCGGUAUUCAACGGCAAGUACAUUACCGGCGAUAUUGAUGAGGCGUACAUUGAAGGUCUUGAAAACUUCAGGAAUGAGAGCUCAAAAUUUGCCAGGACGCCAUCUGAGCCCGAAAUCGAUGGCCUGUACAAUUCACUUCGGUGAACGUCAGAGCCAUGGCUCUCGUGACGCAGGUAUCCAGUUUUAGACACAGCUUACGGCUGGUACUACGGCACAGGGAGAUUCGAUGAUGAUCGAAUUGUGAAAGAAUCGUCGAGGCACGGCUCCAUACGUACUUGUGGUGUCAAGUCAACGUCUAUGCAUAUUUAAUUUAUAACUUCUGAAGCGAAGUUCUCCGACCGCCGUGCUCUCGAGUAGUGGAAUUUGGCUGCAACCAAAUCAAAUUAUUCUAAAAGCUGAAAUAUGCGAGAUAAAUGGUUUAGUGCACUGCUGUAUACGUGCUGUCGUUCUUUCAUAUUGAAAUAUAGGCGCGGUUGGUCCCAUAAAUCUCUCGCACCCUUGACUCUUUGUGCAGAUACCAUGUAAAUGUGGCUAUUAUCUUGCAAGGCGAAGAGCUGCAAAAGAGCUUAUCAGACUUGAAAAGUAUAUCCGUCUGUGCAACCCAUUCCUAACUUGUACACGCCUACGCUGCUUCGCUACAUGCUCCACCACUGCGUGUAAAUUCUGCGACUUGUAGACUGCGGCAGUUGUAAAAAGUGCCAUCACUGUGCAAAUAAUAGUUCCGGUAGAUCCGAAGGGAUUGUUUCAGACUUCAGAGUCAGGAAUUAUACAUAGAAGGAUGAUAUAAGCACUGGAGAAUAAAUAUUGCCC
Sphaeroforma arctica JP610 is the source of this 2374-nucleotide messenger RNA. Its product is annotated as amidophosphoribosyltransferase. The record is from RefSeq and is a predicted model, not a curated record. Gene Ontology annotation, biological process: purine nucleobase biosynthetic process; purine nucleotide biosynthetic process. Gene Ontology annotation, cellular component: cytoplasm. Bases 116 to 1708 code for a protein of 530 amino acids. The transcript has 10 exons. NCBI's taxonomy places the organism in Eukaryota, Ichthyosporea, Ichthyophonida. Gene Ontology annotation, molecular function: amidophosphoribosyltransferase activity.